Molecule: messenger RNA, 336 nt
Organism: Prorocentrum cordatum
Lineage: Eukaryota; Dinophyceae; Prorocentrales; Prorocentraceae
Source: the annotation of a GenBank genome assembly
AUGGCAGGCGCCUGCCGCAUCGCUCACAUGACCAACGCCCUCCCAGGCCGGACGUGGCCUCGUCACGUCGGCAGGAGCACGGAGACGGGGACGCCGCCCUGCCGGUUCUGGGCGCCGUGCGCUGCCUGGUGCACCCUCUGGCCCUCACGCCGCCGGGCACGCCCGCGCCUCGGGCCGCCGGCCGCUGGGCAGGCCAGCCCAUGCCGGGCCCACCCUCUCCUGCUGCACCCAGGGGCCCUGGCAGGCGACGGCGCCCCGCGGCUGGCCGCCCCAGUGCUGCUGCUGCUGCUGCUGCUGCUGCGGCUGCUGCUGCCACGGCGCGUCGCCGUGCGACAG